Pocillopora meandrina is the source of this 540-nucleotide messenger RNA. The record is from the annotation of a GenBank genome assembly. NCBI's taxonomy places the organism in Eukaryota, Metazoa, Cnidaria, Anthozoa, Scleractinia, Pocilloporidae.
AUGUCCUUGUUUCGUUGCGGUUUCACGGUUCAAAAUAAAAAAGUAAUGGAACGUCCAAACAAUUCUGAUGCCUCUGAAGACCUGGAAAUUGCUGUUCCGGCCUACUUUCCAAGCCAAGAAAGCACUUCCUUGGGCAAUGUCGAAUAUUUUGCCGUGGAAUCGUCUGUUGCGAGCUUGGUGAAUCCUCACUCGAAUGAAGGUUCCUCGACUACUUCAGCAGCAAGAAAACGUGGAAAAUACCAACACUAUUCGGCUGAAACAUGCGCCAAGAUUGGGAAAUAUGCCAGUGAGAAUGGUAAUUCGAAAGCCAUCAAUCAUUUCAAGGAGGAACUCCCAACAUUAAAGGAAAGCACUGUAAGAACUUUGAAGCGGGCUUAUGAGAAGAGACUACGCGAGGAGAAGAAAAAAGGUAACACAGACGCGACUGUCAUUGCUAUCCCGAGUGACACCCGUGGACGACCACCAAUACUCUGUGACCUGGACAGUAUAUCAAUCUCUCUUCUUAGGAGCAUUAGAAGCCGGCAGAGGUGGAGUAGUUAG